Drosophila hydei is the source of this 2325-nucleotide messenger RNA. RefSeq lists its product as uncharacterized. Bases 1 to 1935 code for a protein of 644 amino acids. The record is from RefSeq and is a predicted model, not a curated record. Lineage: Eukaryota; Metazoa; Arthropoda; Insecta; Diptera; Drosophilidae. Gene Ontology annotation, molecular function: serine-type endopeptidase inhibitor activity. The transcript has 5 exons.
AUGACCUUCGACACACAGCUGAUGUGCAGCUUGAUAGGGCUACUGCUGCUGUUGUUGCCCAGCCACGCCCACUACAUACAAAUCGAUCACGAAGAGUUUCGGGCCAGUGGCUAUCCCCAUCCACCGCCGCCGCCAGCUGCACUGACGCCGCUGGAACUGGAGCGCCUGCCGCAUGUGCUGGCCAAGCAACUGACCCCAGCCGAGGUGAUGGUCGAUCUGACCAACGAUCUAACCCAUCGGCUACUCCACUAUCACUCCAUACUCAAUCGGAAUAACUUCGCAUUCUCGCCCACGGCGCUGGUCAGCGUGCUGGUGGCGCUGUACGAGGGCUCCUCCGCCAGAAGCGCCACAGAGCUGCGCAAUGUGCUGCAAUUGCCCGGCAAUCGUGACGUCAUACGCGUCGGCUACCGUGACAUUCACCGACGACUGCGGACCUACUUCUUCGGCUCCGAUAACCCCUUGAAGGGGCUCAGCCUAAGCCGGGGCAAUAUAACAGUGCUGAAGGACUUCGAGACGGUGCUCAUGUUUUAUGGCUACGAUCUGAGCGUUGACAUGACUUCGCCGACGCCAGCAAAUAUAACAAUGGCCAUGACCAAUGCCACUAUGUCGAGCAAUGCCACGGCUGAGGAGACAAGCACGCCCCAGGGUACGGACACAACAACAGCCACAGAGCUGUCCAUUAGCACCACCACUGAGUUGAUCGACACCACAACCAUACCAACGACAACAACAACCACAACUGAGGAGACAACAACCACAACAGCAGAAGCUGAAACAACAACAGCUGAAGCUGCUACUGAAGCUGCUACUGAAGCCGCCACCUCAGCUGAGGCAGCUGAAGCAGCCGCUGGCGAUGAUGAGGCAGCCGAGCUGGUCUCCGCCUUUGUCGCCGAGGAGGAUGCCGAACCCUUUCUGCGCAUACAAAAGGCUCGCGUCUCGCGUCUGCCCACCAGUAAGCUGCAGGCGCCGCUCAAGCAUUCCAAUCCCAUAACGCCUAAGCCCAGUUAUUUGCCCAGCGCUCGCAUUGCCGUUAUGCCCAUGAUGGCCCGCCAAAUGGCAGCGCCCACGCACAGGCAGAGCAACUAUGGCGCACGCUCAGCUGCGUCCAUGACGUCGCCAAACGCAACUCGCAAAUCGAAUGUGUCUCGGCACAAGCGCCAUGUGCUGGGCUAUAAGGAUCUGGAUGCGAAUCUCUUUGUGGCGCUGUUCAGUCCGCACGCACCGCAUGGUCCACCACACCCACUGCCCAUACCACCGACAGCUGCCUUUGCGCACAUCACAAACGACUUCGAUCCGCACUUCAUCGGCGAUGGAGCAGAUAGCAAAACCAACUAUAAUACGGAUGUGAUUAGCCAUGUGUUUUACCUGGGCAGCCAGCAGGUGGUGCACACCACAUUCAAGGUGUACAAUGCGGUGCUCUACUACAAGUACUUCGAGCACCUGAAGAUGAGCGUGCUGGAGCUGGAGCUGGACACACCAGAGUACAAUUUGAUGAUAUUGCUGCCCGACUACCACAUGGACAUUGUGGCCGCAGCUGCCUCGCUGAAGCUGGGUCCCACGCUGCGUCUGAUGCGCAAGCAGCUGAAACCACGCUGGGUGCAGGCCAUCAUACCCGACUUCAAGCUGCACGGCACCAUGUUCCUGACCAACGAUCUGCAGAAUAUGGGCAUCUGUGAUAUCUUUGAGCCGAAUCGCGCCGACUUUCGACCCAUGACCGACGAGAAGGGCGUCUACGUGCGACACAUUGAGCAAUCGAUCGAUGUCAACAUCCGUACGCAUCCGAUCAAUCAGCUCAAACGCAACACUGGCGCCCAAACGAAGCCCAUUCAGAUUUCUGUUAAUCAUCCGUUUCUGUUUUUCAUCAUCGAUCGCGACUUGGACGUGGCCGUCAUGUCGGGCCGCAUACUCAAUCCGCUCAACGUGCGCAUACAAUAAGCUGUAGGCACUGGAGCACAUCGAAGGUCAGCGGAUUGAACAGCAUUGAAGGCGAAGUUGGGAGCAAUGCUUGCUUCCUGGUGCCAGACUAAUAUACAUACAUCUUCAGUUGUGCAAUUGUAAUGUAAAUAAUGCAAAUGUUUUCUUUUUAUAAAUGAUGCUCACUUUUUUUAAACACAAUAAAUCUAUAUAAAUCUUAUUGUUUUUACUGAUUUGCGGACAGCUUUACUAACAAUGCUGACAGUUUGUUUUUCCUAUUGUUUUAUACAUACAUAAAUACACUCCACUGCUAUUUUAUAGAUACUUGUUAAAUCAAAAUAAAAUAGCAAUUGUAGAAUUUUAUUGUUGGUUCGCUUUUGUAUAUCCGUUAAGUAUGAAAUUUAAAUCGUG